ACCAUACAAGAAAAUUAUCGAAUACCCUGAAAAACAUGAAGUACAUAAAGUACAUCAUGAAGUGCAUGAAGUAGAUGAAGAUGAAGUAAAAGUACAUAAAGUGCAUAUAGAAAAAGAAGAAUGCGAUAUCGAACGUGUCUUACUCAUUUCAAUUGAUGGUCUCCAUAAAGUUGAUGUAGAUGUGUUUACAAAGGCUAAUCCAAAAUCCACACUUGCAACCAUUCUUAAAAAUUCCAUAUAUUUCACGAACGUUAAAGAUUCCUUACCAACUGAUUCUUUCCCAGGUCUUAUGGCUCAAAUUACUGGUGGUAAACCUGCAACCACUGGUGUUUGGUAUGAUAAUUCUUGCCCUGGUUAUAAUGUUCUCUGGGAUGAAACACUUGAUUUAGACCAGACAAAACUUAACGCUACCAUUAAUCAAACUGCUCUCCCAGAACGACUUGAUGAAAAUGGUACCUGUGUAAAAGUUCAACCAUGGGAUUUCCUUCGUGUUAAUACAAUUUUUGAAGUCGCUAAGAAACAUAACCUCACAACUGCUUGGGUUGAUAAAUUACCUGCAUAUUCAAUCGUCAAUGGUCCUUCUGGAAAAGGUGUUGAUGAUUUCUGGGGUCCGGAAAUUGCUAGCAUCAAUAAAACCAACGUUACACAAGUCGAACAAUAUGAUAAUAAUCAUACUGUGGCCAUAUUAAAUUGGAUAAAUGGUAGAAGAGUUAACGGUUCAAGUUUCAAUGUUCCCAAUAUUUUCGGUGGUAAUUUCCAGACUGUUAGCGUUGCUCAAAAAUCUACUGCUGGUGGUUAUAAGGAUGCCAAAGCUACUCCAUCUUCCGUCCUCGAAGGUGCUUUUAAAUAUGUUGAUGGAAUUCUUAAAAAAUUCCUUGAUGAAUUAAAAAAAAAGGAUUUGGAGGAUGAUACAAUCAUCGUCAUUUCCGCAAAACAUGGCCAAUCUCCUAUUAAUAAAAAAUUACUUCAUAGAAUUAAUGAUACAUAUUUAACUUCCCAAGUCGGUGCUGACAAAAUUAAUCAAUUAACUACUGAUGAUGUUGCACUAUUUUGGUUAAAAGAUCAUAACGAUUCAUCAGCUGCAGCAGCUAGUCUUAAUAAAAACAAAACACAUCUCGGUAUUACAACUGUAUAUGAAGGAAAAACCCUCAAGAGUGAAUUUGGUUGUGAUCCAAAAAAUGAUACUCGAUGUCCCGAUAUUGCUAUUAAAGUCAAGCCUGGUGUUAUUUACUCCACUUCAACAGCAAAGAUUGCUGAACAUGGUGGCUUCAACGAAGAUGAUUAUCACGUUCCAAUUAUAGUCUAUAACCCCAAGAUUAAAGGAAAACAAUGUGAUGAUAAGAUCGAAACCCGCUCAAUUGCACCUUUUAUUCUUUCCGUUCUUGGAAUAGAUGGAAAAGAGUUGGAAGCUGUCGUUAAAGAUAAAACUCCCAAUCUUCCUAUUUUUAAAAAAUAA
Dentiscutata erythropus is the source of this 1456-nucleotide messenger RNA. Lineage: Eukaryota; Fungi; Glomeromycota; Glomeromycetes; Diversisporales; Gigasporaceae. The record is from the annotation of a GenBank genome assembly.